This is a messenger RNA of Toxoplasma gondii ME49, 2394 nucleotides long. RefSeq names its product WD domain, G-beta repeat-containing protein. Gene Ontology annotation, molecular function: protein binding. The transcript is spliced from 3 exons. The record is from RefSeq and is a predicted model, not a curated record. NCBI's taxonomy places the organism in Eukaryota, Apicomplexa, Conoidasida, Eucoccidiorida, Sarcocystidae. The coding region runs from base 1 to 2394 and encodes 797 amino acids.
AUGAGUCACGUUCGAGGUCCUGCCGCGUCUCCUUUGCACGAGGGUGCAAGCUCUCCCUCCGUCGCUUGUCGGGUCCUGAAGGGCCACGAAGACUCCGUUGUAGGCCUUGACCUCUUCUGCUCUACGUUCUCUCUCCGCAAUUCCCACUGCCGCUGGCCUCGCAGGCGACAGUAUCUCAGCAGCGAAGACGAGGGAGAAGCCGCAGAAUACAGGUGUGGGUUCGAAGGGAAUGUGUCUUCCUGCCGGCGUCGAGCGAGUUGUGAAAAACGGACAGAUGCCCCCUUCGAUGCAGCUCCAGGUCCAGGUGCCCUUAAAGCAGUCGACACGCCGUCCGCUGGUUCAGGAUCCCCGCCCUCGCCUUCCUCUGUCUCUACACCUCACUCGACACCGGCAUGUCCCUGCGACGCUGGUCAGUUUUCUGAGGCCUUGCCGCUCACGCAAGAAAGCCUGUGGCCUCCGAGUGCAGAAUUCGAGGGUGACGUGCCUUGGUCCUUCACGCCUUGGUCUUCGUCGCUCCUCGCCAGCGCCAGCGACGACGGGACCGUUCGUCUGUGGGACAUGCGCGAAGAGAAAGCCGUUGCAUGCAUCCGGCAUCCGCUGUUCCUGUCAGCAGGCGCCUCGGAGGACUCGACCUCGAAUCUCGGAGCCGUCAAAUUCCACCCUGAAUCCUGCCGGCUUCUCUACGUGGCCUGCUCUAGUCAACUGCUUCUCUUCGACCUCUCCGCAACACCCUUCUGUGGCGCGCGAGCAGAGUCUCCCAAGGGCCUUCUGCAUGCGUCGACACUCGACACAGAAAAGCCACAAGGGACAGCUGCGCCUGGGCAUGGAACCCAGGCAGACCAACGCUCAGUGGCCGGAGGCGGGAGCAGCGCAAGCUCGCAAGAACCGACUGAGAGAGGAGACAACGGAGACAAAGGCGGCGUUUGUGUUUUUAAUGAAGCAGCAGCGAUCUGGAGCAUGGAACACUACGCGCAGCUUGUCACGGAUGACAGACGAAAACGUCUUUCAGGAAAAGACAGGAAACAAUCCGUGGAAGAUGUGGAGUGUUCUGAAGACGACGACGAUCCCCUCACCAUCAACGACUUCGACCUGUGGUGUCCUUCGCCGCAGCAACUGCGAGAUCUGAAAUUCGCUGCUUCGUUGCCGGGCGGCGAGUCUCUGGGGUCUCCGUCGAAGCCAGCGUCACGCCGGACUCCUACUAAGAAGAAAAGGGGGGUUGGCCGUUCCGUGACGACGGAGGAAGCUUCUGGAAAUGCGGAGUGUUCAGCUCUUCCAGGCUACUCUCCUGUCUGUCUCGCCCUUCCACUCGACAGCGGCGAAGUCGUCGUGGCCCUCCACAGAACGCCCCUCACCUCGGUAGAGGUCGCAGGCGCGUCUGCGGCGCCUGUGGAUACUGUGGGGUCUCAGGGUGCUCUGGGCGCCGCUCUCCAGCUUCAACGGGACAGGUUGCUUUGCAUGCAUCGCAGCAUCUGCGGCGUCGCCAGAUUUCGAAAAGAUAGUCAGGUUCCGGACCUCGUCACAGGAGGCUUCGACUUCAACGUGAACUCGUGGAACCUUGUCGAGGCAAAGCCGCGAACGAGCCUGGAGAUGCGACGAGCGGUCGCAGAUCUGAGGCACCACGUGAUGCCGUGGGAAGAGAAGUCGUCCCAGGCAAAGGCUUCCAAGGGCGCGAACUCGGGAACCCAAGGUCAAUCGAUACAAGCGCGAAACGACCGCCAGGGAGACACUAAGUGCCUAAAUCCGCCCUUCGUCGUCUCUCUCGCCAUGAGCCCUGAAUGCCGCAGGGUCGCCGUGGGACUAGGAGAUGGCCAUCUUGCCGUUUUUGAUUAUGCAAACUCGUCCCGAAACGCCAGACUUUUUCCUGCGCCAUCCUGGAGUAGCCAGCCCCACAGCUUGUCGUCAGCAGCUUUGUACUGGGCUUCGAGUCCGAGCGCCGUUCACUCUGCUGCGGCUAGCACGGCGCCUCAUGGUUCUCUCGGUCGCGUUUCCGCAUGCAGUGCGCUCCCGUCUAGUUCUACCAGAGACAUCGGCUCCGUGCUGGUGAGUUGUGGAACUGACCGCCGUCUGUGCGUUUUCACAGACUCCCCUGUGACAGAGGAGGCGUCGGAGCCAAGAAACUCGCGGGACAGUUCCCUCCGGUUGCUUCUGCAGCAUCGUCUUCCUUAUAAACCGAACUGCAUGGUCUGUGCCAGCAGCUGCGCCGUUGCUGGAUGCUCGUGUCAGCUUCAUGUGCCGAGUCUCUCUAGGUCAGCAGCGAGAUCGGGGAAAAGUGGACGGUGCUGCUCGGGAACUGCAUGCAGUGCUACUCUUUGUGGAAAUGCCAACCCGGCAGCGCUUCGGUGUUACGUCGGAGAUGUCUCUAAAGAUAUUCGAGUUUUCGAAUUCCCGUGCUAG